Molecule: messenger RNA, 315 nt
Organism: Lathyrus sativus (Indian pea)
Lineage: Eukaryota; Viridiplantae; Streptophyta; Magnoliopsida; Fabales; Fabaceae
Source: the annotation of a GenBank genome assembly
AUGGGAAACUGUGGUAGUAACCCUAAGACCAACGAGGGACCAGUGCCGGUGCCGUUGCCUGUGCCUGCAACUAAGGAGGUUAAGGCUGAGCGUGCAAUGGAAGAAACCCUAAUUGAUGAAAUCAAGUCCCUAAAAAAUGUGCUUAAUGAGAAUGUGGAGGUAGGAAAGAAGCCAGAAGUGAAGGCUGAGGCUAAGGAAGUGAAGGCUGAGCCUAAGAAACAAAAACAUAACAAAGAAGACUCAAAGGUUCAAGAGAAGGCAAAAACAACAGAAGAGGCACAGAUUGAGGCUUUCUUUGCUAAGAGAGAGGGCUAG